CCUCAUCUGACUGCAAAAAGGAGGAAUGACUCCGUGUAAGAGAGAUGGCAGCUGGAGGCCCCAGGGAGAAAAGAAAGGAAAGAAGAUGUUUGAUUAGGGAACAGCAAUGGAAACCUUCGAUGUACAGCAGCAUAACUCCUAUCUGCUUUGCAAGCCCUCUGCUUGAGAAGCCGGUUGGCAAAGAAAGCAUGCCUCAGACUCCUCCGUUUUCUGCCAUGUUUGACAGCAGUGGUUACAACCGAAACCUUUAUCAGUCUGCAGAGGAUAGCUGUGGAGGGUUGUAUUACCAUGACAACAACCUCCUCUCCGGGUCUCUGGAAGCGCUCAUCCAGCACUUGGUACCCAAUGUGGAUUAUUAUCCGGAUAGGACAUACAUAUUUACCUUCCUAUUGAGUUCUCGGUUAUUUAUGCAUCCGUAUGAGCUAAUGGCCAAAGUUUGCCACUUGUGUGUUGAGCACCAGAGACUAAGUGAUCCUAAUAGUGAUAAGAAUCAGAUAAGAAAAAUUGCACCGAAGAUUCUUCAACUUCUGACAGAAUGGACAGAAACGUUUCCUUACGAUUUUCGGGAUGAAAGAAUGAUGAGAAACUUAAAAGACCUGGCUCACCGAAUAGCCAGUGGCGAGGAGACGUAUCGGAAGAAUGUCCAGCAGAUGAUCCAGUGUCUGAUCCGCAAGCUGGCCGCUCUCAGCCAGUACGAAGAGGUGCUGGCCAAAAUCAGUUCCACGUCGACGGAUCGACUCACAGUCCUCAAGACCAAGCCACAGUCCAUCCAAAGGGACAUCAUCACGGUCUGCAGUGACCCUUACACGUUGGCCCAGCAGCUGACUCAUAUAGAGCUGGAGAGGCUCAAUUACAUUGGCCCAGAAGAAUUUGUUCAGGCCUUUGUGCAGAAGGACCCUUUGGACAAUGACAAGAGUUGCUACAGUGAACGGAAGAAAACACGGAACUUAGAAGCCUACGUAGAAUGGUUUAAUCGCCUCAGCUACUUGGUUGCUACAGAAAUCUGCAUGCCUGUAAAGAAGAAGCAUCGAGCAAGGAUGAUUGAGUAUUUCAUUGACGUGGCUCGGGAGUGUUUUAACAUUGGCAACUUCAAUUCCUUGAUGGCAAUAAUCUCUGGCAUGAACAUGAGCCCCGUCUCUCGACUGAAAAAAACUUGGGCCAAAGUGAAAACUGCCAAGUUCGAUGUUCUUGAGCAUCAAAUGGACCCUUCGAGCAAUUUCUAUAAUUAUCGAACAGCUCUUCGUGGGGCAGCGCAAAGGUCUUUAACUGCUCAUAGCAGCAGAGAGAAGAUUGUGAUACCAUUCUUCAGUCUGUUAAUCAAAGAUAUUUAUUUCCUCAAUGAGGGCUGUGCCAACCGCCUUCCCAACGGCCAUGUCAACUUUGAGAAAUUUUGGGAACUGGCCAAACAAGUGAGUGAAUUCAUGACGUGGAAACAAGUGGAGUGUCCAUUUGAGAGGGACCGGAAGAUCUUACAGUAUCUGCUCACAGUACCAGUCUUCAGUGAAGACGCUCUCUACUUGGCUUCCUAUGAAAGUGAAGGACCUGAAAAUCAUAUAGAGAAAGACAGAUGGAAGUCCUUAAGAUCCAGCCUCCUGGGCAGAGUUUAACACAUAGGCUGCUGGUCGCUGCUGUUGCUGCCGCCGCCGCUGCAUCACAUAGAUCAUCGAGGGGCUGGCCUUUGUGUUCGGGCCUCUUGUGCUACAAAAAAAAAUCAUGAAGUCCCUGCAAGCACGCUCCCUCAAGAGCAGAUGGGGACCUUGCUCCCCGCAGCUGACAGAUUGACUCAGAUUCUGUGAGACUGAAAUGUUCACUGAGGACACUUGAGAAAGAAUCCUCUAAGGGUCCCAGCUCUGCAAUGAUUCAUCUCCUGGAAUUUCCAUGUGAAUCACAGCUCUGCACCUGGAUGGAGCUUUCUUUUGUGUGUGUGUGUGUGUGUGUGUGUUUGUUUUUGUUUUUUUUUUAAUUUGGUUCAACAUUUGCUGCUAAUGGGACUUGCCCCGCUGAGGGCUGGCUCUUAGGAAGCCCAUGUUUCUUUGUUAACUUAAAAGAAAAAGGGAGAGAAGGGAGGGGAAGCAAGCCUUCCUUUUAGAUCCCAAACUGCAGCUCAGUGGCGUUGCCCCGGAGGGAUCAGGCUGGCUGGAAGCCAACCUCGGACUUAGUUUCCCUGAGCUCGGGCCGUGUUGUGAAUUCCCCUCUUCCCUCUUCCUAUGAGGUUUUGAGUUGGCUGCUGGUUAGCAAACUCCUUUUUACCCAUAUAAGUUAUUUAAUAUAAUAAGCUCAACACUGUGGUAGGAAAAUAGCCACUAGGAAAAAAAAGGCAGAGUUUGUCAUUGGACUGCGUAACGUUCUAGAACGACUGUUUUCUUUGCCCUUCUGAGCUGUUUACAACUGACCACUGUGUUCUACGGAUGUAUUUUUUUUAGUAGUAUUUUUGUUACUUAGUUUUCCACAAUGUGUAUUAUUUUUUCCUCUUGUAAAUUUAAAUUAUCUGACUGUAAGGGUCUUGGGAGAAAAAAAACCCCGUGGUCUAAUUACAAUUUAAUUUUUUAACAGUCUGUUAUUUUUUCAUUACCUUUUGGAAUCUGUUGGCAACUGAACAUGUAAACAGAAAACAAAUUGGUAAAGUUACCCCCCGCCCCCUACCCACUAGAGCAGUGAACAAAACAAAUGAGAAACAUCUUGCUGUUAACUCAAGAGGUCGAUCUAAUUGUGAAAUAGUUCACCUUGUUAAACAUCUAAACAAAUCUGUAGUUGCUCUGCAAACAGCCAUUAUAUUUAUUUACUCUAGGAGAAUCUGUAGAGUAGUAAACUGUGCUAAUGAAAAAAAAAACAAGACAUCAUGUUCAAAACAGAGAUGUAUUUGAAAACUUAAUGACAUGGUUUCAAAAAACAGAGCAUGUCUGUAUACUGCACGCCAUCUCAGCAGACCGAAAAUGUCUCUAAGCUGUCCUUUUACAACCAUCAAUAUAUUUGACACUCUGCGGCCUGGA
Cervus elaphus (red deer) is the source of this 2990-nucleotide messenger RNA. It is a transcript of the gene RASGEF1B, whose product is annotated as RasGEF domain family member 1B. The coding region runs from base 45 to 1607 and encodes 520 amino acids. Gene Ontology annotation, biological process: Ras protein signal transduction; positive regulation of GTPase activity. The transcript is spliced from 16 exons. Gene Ontology annotation, cellular component: plasma membrane. The record is from RefSeq and is a predicted model, not a curated record. Gene Ontology annotation, molecular function: guanyl-nucleotide exchange factor activity. NCBI's taxonomy places the organism in Eukaryota, Metazoa, Chordata, Mammalia, Artiodactyla, Cervidae.